UUUGGCUCAGCAAUCAGCCCACCCUCCACCGUAACUCCUUGGCGGACGGCGGGCGGUUGCUCCUCCACGAUAUUGAAAGAAACACUACGAAGGAUGUUCAAAACGGUCUUGUUCAUUUUCUUGCAGGUGGUGGUGUCCCGUCGUUUCUCCGUGCCGCUCUCGCGACAAGUGGUGCCGGUGAAGGUGAACGGGCAAACGGUCUCGCAGAAGACCGCCUACUACGGAAGUCUUUUCGUCGGGCACCCGCGACCGCAGAAUUUCACCGUGGUCUUCGAUACAGGUUCCGGCCAUCUCUUUCUUCCGGACAAGUCCUGCGAGGAUCGCGUGUGCCCCACCCACACCCGCUAUGACCGUCAGCAGUCGGCCUCUGCGGUGGAGAUCAAUGGCGAUGGGAGCCCCACCAAGCAGGAGCAUGAUCUGGUCUCUAUCUCCUAUGGCAUCGGGGAAGUGGUGGGCGACUUCGUCCGGGACGUGGUUUGCAUUGGUGAGGUCAGUGAGCCUCAUUGUGCUUCAGCCCGCGUGGUUCUGGCGCAGCGGAUGACGCCAGAGCCCUUUCAGCAGUUCGACUUCGACGGCGUCUUGGGGCUGGGCCUCCAGGGCUUGGCCUUGAACCCGGAGUUCCACUUCUUCAGUCAGCUGGCCAGCAGCAUCGAACCCAGCUUCGGCGUCUUUCUGGCGCGUCCAGGGUCGUCGGGCAGUUCGGUGACCUUCGGCGGUCAUGAUGCGCAGCGGAUGCAGAGGCCCUUGGCGUGGGUCCCGGUCUCCUUGAAGGAGCAGGGCUACUGGGCCGUUCGCGUAACAGCCGUGCGUGCGGGAGGGAAGAUGCUGCCCCUAUGCGAGGAUGGCACCUGCCAUGCCAUUGUGGACACUGGGACCUCGCUCUUGGGUGUCCCUCGGCAGGCGAUGGCCUCGCUCUUGGCCGCGACGGCGCAGAAGGUGGAGGCCAUGGAGGAUUGUGGCUCCUUGGUGGGUCCCGCCUUGACCUUUGAGCUGGAGAGCGGUGCCAGCGUCACCCUGGAGUCGCAGGACUACUGGAGACCAGCACCGACCGAAGUGAAGAGUGGGACGAAACGAUCCUUGCUGUGUCGGGCCUUGUUCCUGCCCGUUGAUAUGCCGAAGAUCGCUCCCGGUUCCGAAGGGCUGUCAUGGUUCUCGGCUCCCAAGCAGGAAGUUAACUAGAUGGUAUAGAAGGACAUUUGCAGGCUGUGCCAACCCACACACAAGAAGGAAUGUUUUGUCCUGUUUGUUCUCCGCCAUCCUCAAUCAUGGCCAACCACACAGACUGGAUCACACAUCAUUGGAUAAACAGGACGCAAUGCAUGCCGCUGGUUGACCAGGUGUUCUUGUUCGGAGAGCCCAUCCUGCACAAGUACUACACCGCCUUCGAUGCGAAGAACUUCCAAGUUGGCUUUGCACCAGCCAGACACGACACCAACCUGGUCGUUUGAGAUGCCACUGGGGGCCCGACCAGGCGCACAUGGCAGAUCAUGGCGGCAUGGCAGAGGGAAAACACAUAAAGCCUGGAAAGGAUCUAAUUCUGGGUGUCACAAGGUCUCCACAAGUCUGGCCCAAGAUGUUGUUUCUAAAUCUUCCUGUCAGCUUGACAACGUUUGAAUGUCACGAAAUGUCAGUGAUGAUGCCUGCAUGAUCUGGUUGAUGGAUGAUUUGUUCGGACUGUUGCUUCGGACGGCCUCGAACUCACCUCCUUUGGGGGGUGCGUUCCGGGGUGUGUUUAGUCAUGACGAGCGGAUGCUUUGAAAAGGUGUUUUCGCUUGGGCAUGCCAUGGCGAAGCAUGAAGGCUUGAUUCAAAGCUAGAAGUUCAAAGCGA
This is a messenger RNA of Durusdinium trenchii, 1829 nucleotides long. NCBI's taxonomy places the organism in Eukaryota, Dinophyceae, Suessiales, Symbiodiniaceae. The record is from the annotation of a GenBank genome assembly.